Scatophagus argus is the source of this 3210-nucleotide messenger RNA. RefSeq names its product transforming growth factor, beta-induced (gene tgfbi). The transcript has 17 exons. Gene Ontology annotation, molecular function: protein binding. The record is from RefSeq and is a predicted model, not a curated record. Bases 132 to 2171 code for a protein of 679 amino acids. NCBI's taxonomy places the organism in Eukaryota, Metazoa, Chordata, Actinopteri, Scatophagidae.
UUAUAAAUCAGUCCCGUCCUGGAUCUUGGAGGGACCGCAGGCUGCGGAGAAGGAAGAAGAAGAAGAAAGCAGAAGAAAGACCGAGAGCAAGAAGGAGAACAAGCAGCGGAGGGAUUUCAGCUUUUUAGAAGAUGAACGCGUGCGUGCUGGUCCUGGGUUUGUCCCUGGGUCUGUCCCUGGUUCUCACCGUGUGUAUGGCCCGGUCUCCGUACCAGGCGGUCCUGCAGCACAGCCGGAUCAGAGGCCGCCAGCAGGGACCAAAUGUCUGUGCCAUGCAGCAGCUUAAAGGCACGAACAAGAAGUAUUUCACUAACUGCAAGCAGUGGUACCACCGCAAGAUCUGUGGAAAACCAACGGUGAUCACCUAUGAGUGUUGCCCUGGUUAUGAGAAGAUUCCUGGAGAGAGGGGCUGUCCAGCUGCGCUGCCUCUGGUGAACAUCUACAACACUCUGGCCGUGGUGGGAGCCACCACCACGCAGAUGUACUCUGAACGAGCCAAACUGAAGGAUGAGAUCGAAGGUCCAGGAAGCUUUACGUUCUUUGCGCCAAGCAACGAGGCCUGGGCCGCCCUGCCGACGGAGAUCCUGGAUGCUCUGGUGAGCAAUGUGAACAUUGAGCUGCUCAACGCUCUUCAUUACCACAUGGUCAACCGUCGACUGACCUCUGAGGAGCUCAAACAUGGAUCCUCCUUUGCCUCCAUGUACCAGGACUUCCCCGUCCACAUCCAUCACUACAGCAACGGGAUUGUGACCGUGAACUGCGCUCGUCUGAUAAAACCCGACCAGCAUGCUACCAAUGGUAUUGUGCACGUAGUCGACCGUGUCAUCACUGCCAUCUCCAACAAUGUGAACACGCUCAUUGACGUUGACGACGACCUUGAGACGCUGCGUACGGCGAUGGCUGCUGCAGGUCUGACCACCAUGUUGGAGAAUGAGGGUCAGUACACGAUCUUUGCCCCCACCAAUGAGGCCUUUGAGAAGAUUCCUCAGGAGACCCUGAACAGGAUCCUGGGAGACCCUGUAGCUCUAAAAGACUUGCUGAACUACCACAUCCUGAGGCACAUGCAGUGUGCAGAGUCGAUUGUGUCGGGGACUCCGAUGGAGACUCUCCAGGGCACUGUGCUGGAAGUCGGCUGUGACGGAGAGCAGAUGACUCUUAAUGGGAAGGCCAUCAUCACCAGGAAAGACCAGCUGGGAACCAACGGAGUCAUCCACUACAUCAAUGAGCUGCUCAUCCCUGACUCAGCCAAAGUCCUGCUGGAGCUGGCCGAAGGAUCAUCUGUUGCCACAGCAGCCAAGCUGUUUGUUGAGGCCGGUCUGACCCCCCACCUGACAGGUUCCGAGGCUCUGACCAUGCUGGCUCCUCUGGACGACGCCUUCAAAGGCACUGUGACGAUGACGCCUGACAUGAGGAAGCUGAUGACCAAUCACAUUAUAAAGGGACAGCUGUCCUCCAAGUCUCUGUAUGACGGUCAGGAGCUGGAGACGCUGGGAGGACUCAAGCUCAGAGUCUUCGUCUACAGAAAUAGCGUAUGCAUUGAGAAUGCCUGCAUUGCUGCUCACGACAAGACCGGACGCUACGGCUCCAUGUUCACAGUGGACAAAGUCCUCACUCCGCCGAUGGGAACAGUCAUGGACGUCCUGAAGGCAGAUGAUCGCUUCAGUCUGCUGGUUGGUGCCAUCCAGACGGCAGGUAUGACGGAGCUGUUGAACCAGCAGAGGACACUGACCUUCUUCGCUCCCAGCAAUGAGGCCUUCAGCGCCUUGGCACAGCCUGAGCUCAACAAACUGAUGCGUAACCGUCAGGAGCUGUCAGGUGUGCUCAGAUAUCACCUGGGAGAGGGCCUGCUGGUCAGCGGAGGAGUCGGCUCUCACACCAGAGUCAAACCUCUGCAAGGGGAGAAGCUGGAGCUUGGCGUGCGUAACUACACCGUGUACGUCAACAAGGUUCCGGUGGCCGACGCAGACCUGAUGGCAACUAAUGGGGUCGUCCAUGCCGUCAACAGCAUCAUCAAACCUCUGCCUCCAAAGGUGGACAGAGAACAGGCUGAUGGACCUGCAGCUCCUCUCAGAUCAGCUGCCUCCUCCAGGAGAGAGAGCUUCAGGAAUGACGAUCUUUUUCAGAAAGUGAUCAGGAGUCGCUCCAGCAGGACAAUGAACCAAAGUCAGUAAAACUACAGAAGAGAUGAAGCAGGCAUCAGCAGAACACCUAAGGAACAAAAUGUCAGAACAUGUUCUCAGCAAGUGUGAAAAAAAAAAUCCCCCUGAAAUCCUUACAGUGUGUUGUGUUUCUUUACUGACUCUGAUGGUGCGUUCCAUUUGUACUCAGAAGUGGUUUGUGUUUUCCGAGUUCCGAAGCUUGAAGUGACAAAUGGAAUCCGCUGAUGUUGGAAUACCAACUUGUCAGCUUGGUUGACCUCAGAGGACACCGAGUUUGCAUACCAAGAUGGCUGCCCAGAGCAUAAACUGAAGUAAAAGCUGUGUUUUUUCAUGUUUUUUAGCACUUUUGUCCAAUUUAGUAAGUCGUAUACACAAUACUGUCUUACUGUUGCCUAUAGGCAUGUAGCUAUGGUCUUGUUAUAUGUGAAAUACCGCAUAAUGUGUUGUUUAUCAACUGGCGCUGCUAACUUGGCUGACUAGGCUAACGGCUGACUACUGUUACAAACCUUGUGUUGUGGCAAAUGGAAGGCGUUUAUUUUGUGUUUUUUUUUACAGCCAUGACAUCACUGCAAGUCCCGAGUACUAAUUUAGUGUACAAAUAGAAUGCACCAUAAAAGUUUGUCUGAAAACAGGAAACAUUUCACUGAUCAGUUCAGUAAGUGUUCAUCAGAUGAAGUGUGAGAGGAUCUGAGGAGGAUUUUUUUUUUUUACAGGUCAUCAUUUUCAGAGGAGAAAAAGAAGAUGAAAUACUGAGUUUUAAUUUUUUAUUUUUCUUUAUUUUUUGUUUGUUUUUUUUUUUACCAGACCCAGUGUUUUGUUUUCUGUGUACUCUAAAAAAUAGUUUUGACCAAAAGUUACAUUUUUAAGUCCAUAGUUUGAACUUUCACGUUUAAAACUGUAAAGAAUGUUUGUUUUUGUUGUAUGUUGUCCUGCAGCAUGUCAGCAGGCUUGAGCUCAAAACAAACAAAGCAAAGUUACCUGAUGGAUUUCUGGAAGUGUUUAAGUUUUUUCUGUGUUUUUUGUAAAUAAAGCUGAAAAAUGAGCUCUGAAA